AUGGCAGCCAUGCAAAAAUUGCUGCUGCUAGCGUACGCCGUCGCCGCGGAGCGCAUCAGUGCCAACGACGUCAAAGACGCGGACACCUGGGAUGCGGACCGAGAACACGUCUACAAGAAACUUGUCAAAAGCCAUAUCCAGCAGCGCGCCAUACAUAGAGAGGGCGUUGGUGUCAUGUACGCGGCGGCCGGCUCGCCGGAAUUUGUGAGAAGGGAGGUUUUACCGACGGUGGACUACCUCAAACAAUUAGGGAUCGCCGACGCGCGAGGCGCCCACGCGUCAGUGAGAAAGCACGGCUUCGCACUCUUCACGGAACGCGUCCUGGUCAAUGAACUUACGAGUACAGAAAAGGAGACCCUAUCGAAUUUUUUUGAUCGCAUUUUACUGUACGAGGACUGGUCCCUCGUUACAACCAAAAGGCUACCGCUGAAAACAAGAGCCAAGUUGGUCAAGGUCCACGCGAUGGCCUCAAGUCCUUUCAGUACAACGAUCUUCAUGGACUUUGAUAGCAGACCUUGUUCUGCUUCGUUCCUAGAGAGAUUACUCUUAGUGGGCAACGGCGUGGAUGUCGCACUGACCAAUAAAUUCGACGGCCAGGAAUCACAUCGAGACCAUCUCAAACUAGAACACAACUCCGCGCUGAUCGUUCUCGAUAGUACGUCGCCUCGUACUCAGCAAUUCCUGGGGUUCUAUGUGGACGCGUUCAUGAGGUUGUACGAGCGUACUGGCGAAUCGCGGGACCAGCCGUCGUUGACCAUCGCUCUCAGGAGAGCCGUUGAAAGUGUAUCCUUAAACCAUGCGGACCUCGCUUCGGAUUUGUUCUGCCGCUCGAAGAUUUCCGAUGUCGUGUCUUGUGACGCGGGCUGUGCGUUAGUCCACAAACCCCAAAAACACGACCUGUCCUUCAAAACUUUUGCACUGUCGGCUUCCAAAGCGGGCGGUGAGCGCAUAGCGAUGAUGCUGGAUGCGUUGAAACUGGAGCCGAGGUGCGACGUCAAAGCCCGCUUGACUGCGUUUGAUGAUUAUGCUAGAAGCUUAGACAGUACCAAAGCUCUAGAAAUAGCUCAUGACUACAGGACGUUCUACGACGCGCCCUGGAACGCCGGGUCGUUGUAUGAGGAGUUGGCUAUGCGUUACCCGCGGGCGCGCUUCGUGCUGACCGUGCGAGAUUCAUCGGCGUGGUGGGACGAUGUCGAGCGGGAGCUCUCUUGUUCUACAGUCAAGCAGCGUACUUCCUACGAGAGAGCGAACGGCCUCGGUCCGCUGGAUCGGGAGGCGUGGAUUCAGGCGUAUGAACAGCGAAAUACAGAUAUAGUGGCCUUCUUCGCAUCUAGAAACGAGGCGCAUCGAUUGCUCGUUCUACAAGAUCUGGACACGGCGCCUCCAAAAAAGACGUGGGAGGCCCUCUGCAACUUCCUGGAGGCGUGGUCGACGUGCCCUUCGAAUCGCAUCAUCCCUCGGACGCGCGUGAAAACGCGAAAGUGCGACGUGAAGCCCGUCGUCGUCGAGGAGGAGCACCCGCCGACGCCGCCGCCAUUGUCUUCGACGGAGCUAUCGGUACGCGUCCGGCGUCCACUGCCUUCGACGGCGCGUCGCGUCGAUGGCGUAUCAGGUCUCGUGGAUGCCCCCCCACGCCGUCGCCGCGACGCGUCGACGUCGCAGGUCCUGGAGCGCUACAAGGCUAAAGUAAGAGCCCACCUCGCCCAACAAAAGGCGCCCGAUACCAAACCCCCGAAGCCGCCGAAGCGCGUCCACAAGGUCUUGACGAGUGCCGAGAGGAAGAGGCUGAGGAGGGCCUACCCGUCGUCCCACGCGCCGAAGUGGCACCCUUUGUGUGAACCGAAGCAUCCCCGCGGCGUCUUGUAUAACCGCAUCCCGAAAUCUGGUUCGGCGUCGAUCAUGUCGUGGAUGAGCGGCCAAUUGAACGAGACGGUUCUGCGCUGUGUGGAAAUCAACCAGUGUGUCGGGUGCACUACGCCAUUUCUCGGCAAUGACGCGGCCGUGCUGGCCCCGUCGAGCGGUGAUGAACCGACGCCGCCACGCCAUCGAGCAGGCGUGAAAUUUUGA
Pelagomonas calceolata is the source of this 2067-nucleotide messenger RNA. The record is from the annotation of a GenBank genome assembly. Lineage: Eukaryota; Pelagophyceae; Pelagomonadales; Pelagomonadaceae.